Marmota monax (woodchuck) is the source of this 7916-nucleotide messenger RNA. RefSeq names its product kelch repeat and BTB domain containing 3 (gene Kbtbd3). The transcript has 3 exons. Gene Ontology annotation, molecular function: protein binding. The record is from RefSeq and is a predicted model, not a curated record. NCBI's taxonomy places the organism in Eukaryota, Metazoa, Chordata, Mammalia, Rodentia, Sciuridae. Bases 170 to 2005 code for a protein of 611 amino acids.
CCGCAGGCGAGCGAAGGGAGGGACCAAGGCCAGGAGCCCUACAGUUACGCCAUUCACGCGUAGGGAAAUACUAACCAGACAGCGGUGCAAGCCAAUCGCAAUCAGUGCUCUGGAAGCAGGGAGACUUGGGUGGAGACUUCAGAGACUGCAGUUGCAGUUCCAAAUACAGAUGGAAUUGGCUAUGGAUAAUUCAUAUGAUUUCAACAUACGAAGCUCAUGUAAUGGAAUUCCAUCUGAGAAGAAAAACAACUUCCUUGUGUCUGAAGAUCAUGGACAGAAAAUCUUAAGUAUACUGCAGAAUUUUAGAGAGCAAAAUGUCUUUUAUGAUUUCAAAAUAAUUAUGAAAGAUGAGAUAAUCCCAUGUCAUCGUUGUGUGUUAGCAGCAUGUAGUGACUUUUUCAGGGCUAUGUUUGAAGUAAACAUGAAAGAAAGAGAUGAUGGAAGUGUUACCAUUACUAAUUUGUCCUCCAAAGCAGUAAAAGCAUUUCUUGAUUAUGCCUAUACUGGAAAGACAAAAAUUACAGAUGAUAAUGUGGAAAUGUUCUUCCAGUUGUCAUCAUUUCUUCAAGUUUCCUUCCUAUCCAAAGCUUGCAGUGACUUUUUAAUAAAAAGCAUUAAUCUCGUCAAUUGUUUACAUUUAUUAUCUAUAUCAGAUAGCUAUGGUUCAACCCGUUUGUUUGAUCAUGCAUUAUACUUUGUACAACAUCACUUUUCUCUGUUAUUUAAAUCCAAUGAUUUCUUAGAGAUGAAUUUUGGAAUACUGCAAAAAUGUCUGGAAUCAGAUGAAUUAAAUGUUCCUGAAGAAGAAACAGUACUGAAGGUCGUCCUUAAUUGGACAAAACAUAACUUAGAAUCAAGGCAAAAGCAUCUGCCUCAUUUGAUUAAGAAAGUAAGAUUACAUCAGUUAUCCGAGGACACACUUCAAGACUGUCUUCUCAAUGAAGAGUGUUUACUCAAAAGCACAAACUGUUUUGACAUAAUCGUGGAUGCAAUUAAAUGUGUACAAGGUUCUAGUGGACUUUUCCCUGAUGCUCGACCAUCCACAACUGAAAAAUACAUAUUUAUUCAUAAAACUGAAGAAAAUGGAGAAAAUCAAUAUACAUUUUGCUAUAAUAUUAAAACUGACUCAUGGAAAAUAUUACCCCAAUCACACCUGAUUGAUUUGCCAGGGUCUAGUCUGUCUAGCUAUGGAGAGAAAAUAUUCUUGACUGGUGGUUGCAAAGGGAAGUGUUGUAGAAAGGUUCGACUUCAUAUUGCUGAGUCUUACCAUGAUGCCACCGAUCAAACCUGGUGCUACUGCCCAGUCAAAAAUGAUUUCUUCUUGGUAUCAAAUAUGAAAACACCAAGAACCAUGCAUACAUCAGUUAUGGCUCUCAACAGAUUAUUUGUCAUAGGUGGAAAGACUAGGGGAUCUCAGGACAUUAAAAGUCUCCUAGAUGUUGAGUCAUACGAUCCUCUUUCUAAAGAAUGGAUAUCUGUUAGCCCAUUACCUAGAGGCAUAUAUUAUCCAGAAGCAAGUGCAUGCCAAAAUGUAAUUUAUGUUCUUGGAUCAGAGGUAGAAGUUACAGAUGCCUUCAACCCAUCACUUGAUUGCUUUUUUAAAUAUAAUGCUACAACUGAUCAGUGGUCUGAACUAGUAGCAGAGUUUGGGCAAUUUUUUCAUGCUACACUAAUUAAAGCUGUCCCUGUAAAUUGCACACUGUAUAUAUGUGACCUUUCCACCUAUAAGGUUUAUAGUUUUUGUCCAGAUACUUGUGUUUGGAAGGGUGAAGGGUCUUUUGAAUGUGCAGGUUUUAAUGCAGGUGCAAUUGGAAUUGAAGAUAAGAUUUAUAUAUUAGGUGGUGAUUAUGCACCAGAUGAAAUCACAGAUGAAGUACAAGUCUACCACAGCAGCAGGUCAGAGUGGGAAGAAGUUUCACCAAUGCCAAGAGCCUUAACUGAAUUUUACUGCCAGGUGAUUCAGUUCAAUAAAUACAGGGACCCAUGGUUUUCUAAUCAUUUCUAAAAGAAGUAUGUGCUUGGACAUUCUAAAACUACUCCAUUCUUGUAACAUGGUAAAUCUGUUUGCCAUAAUGAUUGGUAGAAAGGUCUUUACAUCUUACUAAAAUAAAAUGUUCCUUCUAUUACAGGACUACUAUGUAUGUAUGCUAGCUAUGAAUAUACAGUUCCCAGAAAUUUAUAAUACACAAUACAUUUACCAAAAAUUAUGUUGAAUGUAAUUUAAUCUUGGAGAAUACAGAAUACUUAGUAUUUUCAUAUGUAAGUAAAAGUCAUAGGCUUUGAUACUUUGAUUUUUUUUAAGUACUUCUCCUAUGAAAGAUUAGUUAAAACAAAGUUCACAGAUUUGUACUAUGUAGAUGGGUAAAUCUCUUGAGGUAGUAAAAAUGAAUUAUACACACUACAUUAUAGGACGUGAAAGAAAGUAUAAGUAGGUGAGAAUCCUUGCUUGAUACUGUCAGCCUAAGAGUUAUUGAAUUCCUGUUCUUUCUGAUCUUAGGUUAACUUUUUUAAACAUUUCUUUCUUUUACCUUUUUUUGGGCCAGAAUUUUUCUAAAAUGAAACAUAUUUCCCCAUCAUUCUAAACAGUAAACCUACAUUAGUUUUUUUUUUUAGUAAUUCAGCUUAAUAAAAUCAUUUUGUACCAAUAUAGAAUACCAUGCUAUUGACAGUUACUUAAAUCUUUUAAAACUGAUUAUUUUUGUUGUCAGUUUAAAUACUUUAGCAGUAUACCUUUCAUCAUAUUUUUUGGCUCAAUAGUAAAUUAACACUCCUUAUUAGUGGUUCUAAGUUAUACCUAGACUGAGUUUAUCUUAACAUGUAACACAUGUAGUGAUAUUCUUAUAUUCUAGGAUGGUAGUCUUAAAAUAUUUUUUUUAUGUAUCAAUGUCAGGUUCCAACAUAAUUGAAGAUAUAGAAAAUUUGACCUCUAGAUAAGUGGAUCUUAUCAUUCCAUUUCUUAAACUUUUUUCAAAUUUCAGCUACAGUAAGAAAUUUUAGGAUUUAUUUGUCACCAUAUCAGUUUUCUGCAAUAACAUAUACAACCUUUAAAGCACUAUUCUGGUUUACUCCUUCGGUAAAUUACUCAUAGUAAAUUAAUUUCUAAUUUAAAAAGAUGACUAAGCUUUUUGGUAUUGAUAAUAGUAUUCACUACCUGUUUAAAUGUUUAAUUUUCAACUCAAGUAAAAAGAAUAUUGGUCUUGUUUUCAAUAGAUGGUUCUGUCUUGCAAGGAAAUGUUUUUUUACUCAGUAUAAAAGACAUUUUACAUUUUAAGAUUCCUGGUUUAUAUCUCAGGUAAUGUGUAGAUUGUAUUUCUCUGGAAUCACAUGUAGUUUCAUAUACUUAGUAGUAACUUUUAAUCUGUAGUAAAUAUAAAGUGGAAAUGUAUUUAAAUGAAGUUUCUUUUAUUCUACCACAAAAAAUUAUGAAAAUAAGUUUCAAAUAUAUUUUUCAAUAUCAAAGAGAAUUUAGAGUACAAACAGGGACUGUCUCCAAUGAGGUGACAGUUACAUAAAGAGAAUUCUAUAGAAUUGGUGGCCUUCCUAUCUAAGCACAUGAUUAGUUGGCUCUGCCCUUUCCUCUAGGUGUGUGUUUAAGAAAGAAAAUUUAAUGGAGGCUUCUCUAUAUUUGUGUGCCUUUGAAAACACAUUAUUUGAGAAAGACUAUAACAGUAAGUGACCUAUAUUUGGAUUUACUGAACCAUUAAUUUAAGCAUAUAUUAAUAGAGUAUGUUUAAAUAUUGUUGUCAUCACUGACUUUAGGAAUUGUUCAUCGCUUCCAGAAAGGAGAACUAAAGCAAAACCAAAUCCUUUUCUGAUACUGUUUCAUUAUUUUAUCAUCUUGAUUUCUACCAUUCUUCUCAUUGGCCAUUGCUUUAUGGUAAUGUUUCUAGAAAUAUCCUUCUUAUCAAAAUGUAGGUAGUUCCCCAUGAAUUUUGUUUUUUACCUUUUUCUAAUGCAGAUUUUCUGCCUUAGUUGCUACAGGGGCUGUGGGUUAUUUCUUGAUCAUUUUCAUGCAUUGUCAUUCCUUUAUAGCACACCUUUCAGCUCUUCUUCAAUUAUCACUGUGAAGAAAAUACUAUGUCUAGUUAUAAGACCCCAAACUCUUCCUGUAUUCACUAUUUUUUCUCAUUGCCUGUGGGCUUUGCACCACUAACUGAUCUUCUAAUUGAAUCUUGUUGUCGUUGUACUUUCAUUUGAUCUAUAUGCCUUAAAAAUGAUUCUGUCUUUAGAUUCCUCAAGGAAUCCAUCUACACAGGUUUAGUGCUGGGUAUAUGCUCUAGUCUUGCCAAUCAUAGCUUCACUGUCUAAGAACAAAAUGUAUCAUUCUGAUCUCAUCAUUCUGGAUUUCUGACAUGCAAAUCUCAGCAAUCCCUCAAGUCUAUUAACAGUACCUCCAAAAGGGGCCAUCUUUUCUGUUUGUAAAUUUAGGUAAGAAAAAAUAACAUUCUUUUAUGAACUCUUCCCUUAGUCAUUAUUUUCAAAUUCUUUCUUCCUUUCAUUUUAUCUUUCAGCCAAUGCUACAGCAUAAGAGACAAUUGUGCUCAUUUUCCAGAUUGUUGUCAUUCCUGUGGAGAAAUUCUGCAUAACAUUUCUAAAUUCAUUAUUGUUUGUCUGUUAGACUACAUUUAUAUUAUGCAUGAAAAAUUAUUUGAAUAUUGUGCUAUCUUUAAAAUUUAAAGGUAUAUGUCAAUAAGUAUAAAAAGAUUAAUGUAUGAGAUAAAAUUCAAUAAAUAUUCCUAGAGUGACCUCUGGAUUUGGGCUAAAAUCUAAUGUAACUUUUGUUCAUCUGCAGCCUUUGAGAUAAAUAAUAUGAAGAAUAUUUGCAUAAUCAAAAUUAACUGAAUUUCCAUAAUAUUCAACCCUGAUACUGGAAAAGAGGGAGUUCUUACAUGCUACCGUUGGAAGUUAGAUUAUUUGAGAGUGACUUUAUACUGCAAUAUGAUUCCAUUUUCUAAGAGGAACAGCUGAAUAUGUAUUGAGUGUGCUUAGCUCAAGGUACAUCACUUGAAAAUCAGAAUUGCACAGAGAAAUGCAUUUGUUUAUAUUUUGAUAUUUGAAAGCAAAAAAUACUGUGAUGUAAUGAAUAAAUAGUUAAAUGUAUAAUAUUACUUUGAGAUUUUAAUUGGAUCUAGUAUUCUGGAAAUUAUCUGUAUUUAGAAUUGAAGUGUAAUAUCCCAAAUGUUUUUUCCAGAGGGCAGCUCUGGAGGAACUCCUAAACACAAGGGCUGAAAUUUAUAGGAAACCAGAUUUAUGUCUAAGAAACAACUUUACUCCACGAAGUCCUCUUUAUGAAGUCCUACUUUAGAAUGCGACUAUUUAUCAAGGACUGUGGCGUUUGACAAAUUGUUAGCUCAGUGAUUUCCUGCACAGGAGUGCAUGACCAAAGAUUUUUGCAUUCUAUUUAUACAUUUUGAUUUCAAUCAUUUUCCUUAUAUGGACUAAUUGCUUCUUCCUCUAGUUAGCAAUUUAGAUAUCUGAUUUCAAUGGUUGUGCAUACUCAAGAUUUUUCAAUAGGACCUGAGACUUCAAAUUGUUUAAUUUGAGGAGUAUUUUGGUUAACGGGGAUUUUUUUUUCUUUUAAUCACUCAGGAAAAGUUGGUAAAUGGUGCUGACAUUUAUAGUGAAAUAUUGACUGGGAUUUUCCCUUAUACUUACCAUAGAUGCAUGUUUGUCUUAUAGUGAAUAAAAACUAAAAGCCAGUUUCUCUGAGCUUUGUUUUUAUCUUCAUGGAAAUGUAUUUAUACAACCAAAGAUAGUGAUUUCCAUUGAUAUUAUUUAAUUUUGAACUCUAAAAAAUUAUGUUUAUAAAUUAUAUUUGAUGACUGAUGCUUAGUCAAAUUUAAUAACAAAAUAAGAAAUUUAAUCAUAGAAUGAUACUAUUAUACAUUUAUCAAAAGGUAAGUCUUCUAAAUCAUAGACUUCAAAUUUGAAAUUAACCUUGAAAUCUAAUACAGUUUCCAAUCUGGAGUAGAAAUUCCCUCUAAAUUUGAAAACCUGGACAUGUGAUUUUUUUUUUUUCAGCUCUCAGUGCUUUAAGAGGUAAAGAAUCACCAUCUUCAUUUUUGAAUUGUUCUAUUAGAAACAUUGGAAAUAGCUCUGAAUUGCUAUAAAACUUCCAGCGGUUGAUCAGAGGUUUCUGACUCUGUCUGCAAGUCAUUCAAGUGUUUGAAACAGUACCAUGUCUCUCAUCCUUCCUAAACAGGCUCUCAUUUUCAUCUCCCACAAAGGCUGGAUUACAUACCUGUUCCUUAUACAGUUGCCUCAGAGAAUCUAUCCCUUGCUUUUUUCUUUUCUUUUCUUUUCUUUCUUUCUUUUUUCUUUUGGUGGAUUGAGCCUGACUAGCAUUGCAGAAUCUAUUUCACAUUUGGAUAGUGCCUCACUGUCUAUUCCCAGUGUACUUAAAAAUUAAGACCUCUCAUUCUCUCAUCUAUCUCUUUAGCUUUUGUAAAUCCCACCAAUGCUAGAGCUCUACUUGCUUUCUCACACAAUCAUAAUCAUUUUCUGAGUGAGGAAUUCUAAAGCAAACUUUAAUGUCAAUCUUUUGUUAUUUUAUGUAGUUUUCAAAUUUUUAGAAAUACUCUACAAAAGAUUUUAAAAUGUAAACCAAAACUAGUAACCAAAGCAGUUAUAUAAUAAGAAGUAGUCAAUAAGAGGACAAUUUUCUUAGCAAUUAAUAGAGACCAGCCUAUGAUGGUAACUAUUUAAAUCUGGAGAUUCAUUUAUGGUGUUAGUUUGAUAGAGAAUGAUAUUUUCAUGAAACAGGGUCAUAAAUAGCUUAUGGGCCAGGGAGCUUUUUUCAUUUCAUUACCAUUGACAACAUUUCCAACCAUAAUACCUAACUAGCUCAACAAAUUAAGCUAUUGGGUUCAAAUGUAACAAGGUUGCUGAAAAUAACUCAAGAGUACAGUCUUCUGGUAGUGAGCAUCCCAUUGUAUAAAUAUUUUAUAAAUGUCUGUCUUCCUCACAUAACUAGAAGCUCUUAGGGAUAGGGACAUAGCUUCAUCAUUUCAGAAUCCAGCAACUAGCACACUGCCCAUCCUAAUAAGGCACCCAACAAACUGAUAUUUUAUUGAGCAAUAGGUGAAGCAAAAUAUAUUUAUCAUAGUUAUAGUGUAAUUGAAUGAAAUUGAUAUAUCUGCAGUCUGUUUUCAUGUACAAAGGAAAUUAUUUUAUGUUAAGAGUUUACAUUUUAGAAUGGUACUACAUUGUACUUCAGUUAUCAAUGUAUGUGUUAAUUCUUUUUAUAAUGCCUAAUAAUUGUUUAUGUUUAAAGUAUGAGAAAAUUGGUUUAGGCCAGUUUCUAUGACUUCAGCUUCUGUUUCCUUUGUUUACUACACAGAAAGGUUAAUCAGAAGCAUUUUUUUGAGAGUAAAAUCACAUUAUUCACUAUACUGCCGACCUUUGGAGAGCAUGUAUAGCUGAUUGUAUAGUCGUGUAUGUAUAAUUAGUUCUUGAAGGUGAGAUUACAGAUUUAAAGUCAUUUAUUCACUUAAUUCUUUAGUGCUUGUAGAUUGUUUUGUUUUCAUGAAUUUUAACUAUAAUAUCUUCACUCAAAGGCAAUAAUGGAUAAGACAAUGACUGCAAGUUUCUUUAAUACAUAUGCAAGCCCCAUUUUUCCUAUAAGAGCAUGAUAGCUUCAGUGAUCUUUCUCCCACUUGGGUUGGGGGAGGAUAGUGCUCAAAGCUACUUGCACUGCAUACACGGGUAACUUACUACAUUUCUUUAUUAGUGGAAUGUGGGCUUUUGGAUAUGCUAUGAGAAAUAAAAUCAGCAUUUUUGCAGGUCCAUAUUGAACAUACUAACAUGUAGUGAAACUUUUCAAUUCUAUAAAGUAAUUAUUUAUUAAAAUGUAUCUCAGAAAAAAUAUAUUGUCUGUAUGUAUUAUUACUAGAAAUAAAAGAGGUAGAGAAAGGCAA